Schizophyllum commune H4-8 is the source of this 1395-nucleotide messenger RNA. RefSeq lists its product as uncharacterized. The record is from RefSeq and is a predicted model, not a curated record. The coding region runs from base 1 to 1395 and encodes 464 amino acids. Lineage: Eukaryota; Fungi; Basidiomycota; Agaricomycetes; Agaricales; Schizophyllaceae. The transcript is spliced from 8 exons.
AUGUCCCUCCAGACCCUGACGCGCAACUGCUUCCAAAGUGGCCUGCCCCCACGAAAAUGGUUGAACGCUUGCAAGCUCUUCCUCAAGAACAACGAGCUUAUGGGAGAAAAUCAGGUUACGCUCAGCAAUUCUGUCCUUUGCCUGUACCCAUCGUACCCCGGUGAUCCCGACCUCACCGAGUAUCUCAAACAAGCUAUCCAAGACCAGAUGAUUGACCUCCCCGUCUUCGUCUCGACCUUCCUCAAAGCUGCCAGGUCCCCCGACUUCCGGAAUGCCGCCACGCUUGACACCCUCUGCCGCGUCGCGCUCGAUGCGCACUACCUCAACGGUAUCCCCCCACUCGGCUCUGUCAUCGACUUCAACGUGUCCAUAAAUGACCACCUCGAUAUCCUCACCGACGCGCUCAACCUAGUGGCCAUCGCACACAGCCUGCCCCUAACGCACUUCCACCAACUCACACGAUCCGCGGAGGAGCUGGCGACGCUCGUUCUUGUCUGCGUCGGCGACGUGAAGCAGCUCACGGCGUCCACGGCGCGCAGCCAAGUGAUGAACGCGCACGACCUGGUGAUACACUGCGCUGACGCGCUAACGAACGAGUUCAAGACGCUGCUUGACCAGUGGAUCUUUAAUUUGCAUGGAAUGCUGAACGACAAUGAGAAGGCGAUGGAGGAGUUGAUGCACUCGGCGCAGGCGGCGACGGGAAAGGGGGACAUGCUUGGGCAAAGCUCAGAAAUGGACAUCGUCCGCUUGCGAGGUUUGGACCGCUUCGGCGCCGGAAGUGGUAUGGACCCAGUAGCUCUGCUUGCCGCAAUGUAUCGGUGGACAUCGUGGUCGCCGACUGUCUUCUACAGACAGCUUCUGCACGCUUGCAUCAGCUGCAUGGCUGAGGAAAGCGGAAAGUCCAUCUUGGUCUGGAAGGCGUUCUUCGUUGGACGUCUCCCCGUCAUCCUAACGUCGUUUGAGAAGGAAGUAUCCGCAGAAGGCGUCGCCAUCGACUGGAAAUCGGCCAUGCACGCCGCCGCCGUAUACCUCAAGCAAUUAGCCAGCGUAACCAGUUGCGACGUCCACCUUGCCGGCCACGACCUCCCGAACGACAGUUCACCUACUGCUAUCCCUUCGUCCAUCCUCCGCGACUUUGUUCAGGAGGCAGCAGUGAACGGUUUGCUCGACAAGUCGACGGCAUUGUCUAUCGACCAUCAUCUCACAAAUGAGCCGAGUACGCCGUUGCGGGUAGAGGUCAGGGAUUCGGGAGGAGAUGUGGAGGCGUAUAUGACUGCCAAGCUGGAGAACAUCGACCUGGCUGACUUGGAGCUAUGGUCCGCAAGGCUAUGGAGAGACCCAGGGCUCCACCGAGCAUUCGCGGAUGCGUUGGCAAAGGUGAGUGAAUGGACGUAG